This is a messenger RNA of Staurois parvus, 368 nucleotides long. The record is from the annotation of a GenBank genome assembly. NCBI's taxonomy places the organism in Eukaryota, Metazoa, Chordata, Amphibia, Anura, Ranidae.
CAGGGGCGGACUGACCAUUUGGAAACUCGGGCAGUGCCCGAGGGCCCGGGGUCAGUAGGGGGCCCCAUGAGAUGCCCCUAGUACCUUUUUCAUAGGCUUUUUUGAGUUUGGGCAAGGACACAGGGGCCCCAUGAUCCUCUAUUGCCCCAGGGGCCCUAUGAGUUGUCAGUCCCACCUAUCUGAUCCUACUGUGCAUGGAUCCCCUUUUCCAUAGUUCAGGCUGGUACCUCCAACAUCUGUCGCAGAGUCCAUCUCUGGAGGGUGACUACAUUCCCACAUACAAUGCCCCUGGUACCUUUUUCAUAGGCUUUUUUGAGUUUAGGCAAGGACACAGGGCCCCAUGAUCCCCUAUUGCCCGGGGGCCCCAU